CAACGGUUUAGAUGUGGUGUGAGUGAGGUUAGGGCAAACGCAAAACAGCAGGCAGGGUGUGCGUGCGAUGAUAUAUAAAUAGCAGAAUACUACAUGAUAUGAUAGACAGCGAGAGAGGUAGAUAGAUACGGUUUUAGGGCUUAAACGUAUAAUAAAAAUUUGAAGCCGGAGAGAAAAAAAAGCCUCUUCUUUCACCAUCUUAUCCUUUUUCUCUUUAAUUCCAAUCUAUCCAAACACCAUCACAGCUUUGAAGAUGGACCGGUACCAUAAGGUGGAAAAGCCAAGAGCAGAGCAACCAAUUGAUGAGAAUGAAAUCCGAAUUACCAGCCAGGGAAGGAUGCGAAACUAUAUCACCUAUGCUAUGAGUUUGCUUCAGGAAAAAGGCUCGUCAGAAAUUGUGUUUAAAGCAAUGGGCAGAGCGAUCAACAAGACUGUAACAAUUGUGGAGCUGAUAAAGAGAAGAAUUGUUGGUCUUCAUCAAAUUACAUCCAUUGGAUCUACAGACAUUACUGAUACCUGGGAACCACUGGAGGAAGGCUUACUUCCUCUAGAAACCACAAGGCAUGUUUCAAUGAUCACUAUAACUCUCUCUAUGAAGGAGCUCAAUACAUCAUCUAUUGGGUAUCAGCCCCCAUUGCCAGCUGACCAAGUUAAGGUGGCAACUGAUAUUGAGUUUGAAGGAGAGGGGUCACCGACUGCAAGGGGGAGGGGACGUGGUGGAAGAGGAAGGGGAAGAGGAAGAGGAAGAGGAAGGGGAGGCUCCAGAAACUUGCCUGGAAAUGGUUAUGCCCCAGGAGAGAACGAUGAUGAGGGCUGGGAUGCACCUCGUGAUUUUACAAGGGGUAGGGGCCGAGGAGGAAGAGGUCGCAAUAUUGGAGGUGGUGGAAGGGGAGGUUACAAUAAUGGUCCUUAUGUGGAUGAUCAAUAUGAUGGUGAAUAUAACCAAGAAGCACCCAUGCAGGCGCGAGGGCGUGGACGUGGACGUGGAAGGGGAACCCGUGGCAGGGGUCGUGGUUUCAGAUCAAAUGGGCCGACCUUGACAGCUGUUGUACCUUGAGGUAUAAAGAAAAGCUUGUUUCAUUAUGGCGACGCUGUGCGUGUGGUCUGUUUUAUGAUUUUGGCAAUUUAAUAUUCAGCCUAGGACAUGAGUUUGUAUGAGUUUUUAGACAAAUUUUCAGUAGCUUUAUAUUGUCAUGUCAUGUCAUGCCAGCCAUUUUUUUAGUGAGCUUGAGCUUUAUUUUUCCCAAAUUUUUUAUUCUUUGGAUUUUAUUUUGAACUUUACAGUAUCCUUGUGGAAAGUGUAGGUCUAUAAAUACUUAUUCAAUAAGACUCUUUCUUGAGUUUUGACCAAA
Erigeron canadensis is the source of this 1352-nucleotide messenger RNA. Its product is annotated as RGG repeats nuclear RNA binding protein A-like. Gene Ontology annotation, molecular function: RNA binding. Bases 254 to 1057 code for a protein of 267 amino acids. The record is from RefSeq and is a predicted model, not a curated record. NCBI's taxonomy places the organism in Eukaryota, Viridiplantae, Streptophyta, Magnoliopsida, Asterales, Asteraceae. The transcript has 9 exons.